AAAACGCGGUUCACAAACAAGCGCUGAUUUCACCGAAUUUUCCCGUUUUUAUCUGUUAAUUGUAAACUAGACGGUAUUCUUGUUAAUUUACGGUAUCCUGCCACUGUUUGGUGAGCCCGGGCUGUUCCUGUUGGAAGCUGUGAACGUUGCAUUUUCGCGUGUUUUCCGUUUGUGCGCUUUUGGAGGGAAGCCGCCGGUGUGUACCUAACCCCAUCUCUGUCGUUCCUGGAAGCGUUUAACGGUUGGCCUGUGGUGCAAUUUGUGUAGAUUAAUCCAGAGCGAAAAUGCGUAAACGGUCGCUAUCCGUGGCAUGUGAACGGAGUACCAACGCCGAUGGUUUUUCGAAAAAGUUUGAAGGAGUUGAUUCCGAUCACGACGAAGACGCGUCCGAUUAUGAGGAAGAAAAUGUGGAAGACGAGGGGGAGGAGGAGGAGGAGGAGGAUAUCGAAGAGGGAGCAGAAGGAGGAGAGACUGUAAUUGGAAAUAAUGAGAUAUGGUCUGUUGCCGAGUAUGGGAAAUUGGUCGAUCAGCUGCGCACCGUUCUGCCAAAGAACGACAAACGAUCGCACAGUGCCCGUUUGAAGUCGAUCGAGUGGGAUAAGGUGGCCUUCGACGGUCACUCUGCGGAAAGCGUCAAGGAGCAGACGCACAGUUUGCUCAAAAAAGUGCGCAAGUUCCGCACUCUAGGGGAAAUCCUUGAGGAUGUCCCACAGAUUCUCAAAAAGAGGUUGCGUGCGGACAAACCGAAAGGCCCACUUACGUCGUACAUCCAUUUCAUGAAAGAGGUCUAUAGCAGCUACCAACAACGGUACCAAACCGUUUCCGCACCGGAAUUGGUGAAAAUUAUCGCUCGGGAUUACGGGCAACUAUCCGAGAAGAAAAAAGCUAAAUAUGAGCGAAUGGCUGCGGAAUCGAAAAAAGCAUACCAAAUUGAGAUGGAGAAGUACCGUCAUGAGCACCCAGAAAGCAGCCAACUCGUUAAGAAAAAUCAAUCAAAGGCAAGACUCCGCGGUAUGAAGGUAACUCCAUUCAGCGUGUUCUGCAAAGAGCGCCUGGAAACGGAGCCCAAGCUCUCUCACCCGGAAUUAAAGAACAUAUGGAAUAAACUGGAAAUGAUCCAACGGCUAAAGUACAUCCGCAAAGCUUACGCGAAUCCCGACGCCGAUGCGGUGAACCUAACUAAAACAGAACAGGAAAUGCUGGACAAGGCGAUCGGGAAACCGGAAACGAUCGGACGGUCGGUUAGUGACUACUAUGUACGGGUGCACGCCGAACCGGACGCGCAGAUUACGUAUCUAGAGUGGCGAAGGUUGAAGGUCCAGGAAUAUAAAGCGUUACCGAAGAUGCGCCGCUUAGAGUUGGAGCUAGAGUUCCGGAGGGCGCGCGACAAGUUUAUCGAGGAUUUUAAAAAGUAUCUCGCUGCCAAACCAGAGCGGGACCGUGCCAAGGACCAAAAGUUCCUGGAUAGUUACAUGGCGAGCGCGUUGGACAAGGACGAGAUAAGACGGUAUCAGGUGGGAGGAGAAGGUGAAAAUGUAAACGGAACAGCACACAGCACGAUGGUCAACGAUACGGUAGCCGAUGCUCAUCCACUAGCCGAAUCGACUACCAAUCACUUCGAUACACCGGGAAAAAGCAAAUCCAAGAAGAAGGAUGCAUCGGCUGUCGCAAUGGGCCCUCCGCCAACCGUUCCUCCUACUACCAGUAAAUCGUUGAAGUCCAUCCUGAAAAGUCCGUCGCCGGUGAAGGCAGCCGCCAGCAGUAACAAGCGUGGCAUUAUCGAUGAACCCGACACAGCAGCCAGCGUUCAAGUGGCCAAGAAAAAGCAGAAAAAGACAGACGAGACGGCUGCUGUCGCAGGCUCACAGCCAUCGCCUGUGAGAGAGAAAAACCACUCGAAAUCCAAACCCCAACCGGAACCAGUUCCGCCAUCCUCUAAAAAAGACGAUCGCGAGAGUUCGGUUAGCGGCACGGGGAAGAAAAAGCAAACGACACCAUUCGUCGGGAAUGAGCCACGCGCCCCUCCGAAAAAACUGUUGCAAUACUUCAUUCAGGAGCAUUACUCCGGUAAGCGGAGCAAGGCGGAGGAAGCGUUCAAAAACUUGUCCAAAAACCGACGGAAGGAAAUGAAGCGUGAACUGAAAGCUGCCCACAAGCGGUACGUGCUGGAGCUGGGAGCGUUCUUCAAAACCUUGCCCAAGAACCAGAUUGAAAAGUACUUGAAGAAAAUUGAAGCGAAAAAGGAGGAGGAAAGCGCCGAAGAGGAUGACAGCGAGGACGACGACGCGAGUGGCGAAUUGACCGCUAUCGGAACCACCCAGGAUGUCUUAACCAGCAGCAGCGACGAAAGUGAGGACUAGGACGAAGAUUGAAGUGAAAUAAUACGGACCUAUCUUUUUUUUUUAAACACCAUACGUUGGUAGGCGUAAGGCUAACUGAAACAAUUUGAAAUAAAGAAAUGAUAAAAUAGA
This is a messenger RNA of Anopheles aquasalis, 2471 nucleotides long. Its product is annotated as nucleolar transcription factor 1. The record is from RefSeq and is a predicted model, not a curated record. NCBI's taxonomy places the organism in Eukaryota, Metazoa, Arthropoda, Insecta, Diptera, Culicidae.